AGACUUUUUUCAAUUUCAAGACACCCCAUAAGAAAUGGCCAUUAGAAGGUCAAGCAAACCAUCUCAAACAGCAGUUUUGAAGCAAAUCCUCAAGAGAUGUUCAAGCUUAGGCAAGAAGAAUGGGUAUGAUGAUGAUGGACUCCCUCUUGAUGUCCCAAAAGGACAUUUUGCUGUCUAUGUUGGUGAGAACAGAAGUAGAUACAUUGUGCCAAUCUCAUUCUUGAGUCAUCCGGAGUUUCAAUGUCUCCUCAGAAGAGCAGAGGAAGAGUUUGGGUUUGAUCAUGAGAUGGGUAUCACCAUUCCUUGUGAAGAAGUUGUUUUUCGCUCCCUGACAUCCAUGCUUAGAUGAUUUAAGGAUUGAGAUUUUAGAGUGGAUUGAAUUGAAUCGAUGAAGAAGAAGAUGGUAGUCAAGAUGAAGCAGAUCUCUAUAGCUCAUCUUUUUUUUUUCACAUCUCUUCUUCAUGAAUCAUCAUUGUGAUCUUGUAUUCUCUCUUUUGAAGACCCAGUUGGGUUUUUAGUGAUUAAUCAUCACUAACUUGUGAACCCAUAAAGGAAAUUGUGUUAUAUGGGGUUUACAGCUAUUGUCUGUAUAGAAAAGGCUUGGUUUUCCUCAUAGAGAUGAAGCCACUAUGAGUCUAUGAGAGAUUAAUUUCAACUCUAAUAAAGCUCUCCAUUAAUCUCU
Messenger RNA from Tripterygium wilfordii, 682 nucleotides. RefSeq names its product auxin-responsive protein SAUR50-like. NCBI's taxonomy places the organism in Eukaryota, Viridiplantae, Streptophyta, Magnoliopsida, Celastrales, Celastraceae. The transcript has a single exon. Gene Ontology annotation, biological process: response to auxin. The record is from RefSeq and is a predicted model, not a curated record. The coding region runs from base 35 to 349 and encodes 104 amino acids.